Molecule: messenger RNA, 2843 nt
Organism: Hypanus sabinus (Atlantic stingray)
Lineage: Eukaryota; Metazoa; Chordata; Chondrichthyes; Myliobatiformes; Dasyatidae
Product: ribonuclease inhibitor-like
Exons: 6
Coding region: 141-974 (277 amino acids)
Cellular component (GO): cytoplasm
Molecular function (GO): protein binding
Source: RefSeq, a predicted model, not a curated record
UUAAACGCCAGAGUGGAAACACAGAGAGUGAAGCUGGUAAAAGGAGCCGCCUGAACACAUUGCACUACGUUUUUGAGUCUCAGAAUCGUGGGCUGGCUCAGGCCGCACUGGGAUCUGUGGAAACACUUUCAUUCCGUGGAAUGACACUGACCCCGAUUGACUGCGCGGUCCUGUCUCAUGUCAUCGGACUCUGUGAUACAAUAAAAAUCCUCGACCUGGGGAACUGCCACAUUCAGUGUGAAGGAAUACAGCGGCUGGGACCCGGGCUGCACAAGUGCCAGGAGUUGAGACUUGGGCGGAAUGAACUGGGAGAUUCAGGAGUGAAAAUGGUGUCUGCAGCUCUGAGGAACCCGGAGUGUAAAAUACAGAAACUGGGGCUGAACAAUGUCCGUCUCACAGAUUCUGGUGCCGAGGAUCUCGCCUCCGCUCUCAGUGCAAACCCAUCACUGACGGAGCUGAACCUGAACAAUAACAAUCUGGGAGAUUCAGGAGUGAAUCUGGUGUCUGCGGCUCUGAGGAAGUCAGAGUGUCAGAUACAGAAACUGGAGCUGAGGAAUGUCGGUCUCACAGAUUCUGGUGCCGAGGAUCUCGUCUACGCUCUCUGUACUAUCCCAUCACUGACGGAGUUGGACCUGAGUGAAAAUAAACUGGGGGAUUCAGGAGUGAAAAUGGUGUCUGCGGCUCUGAGGAACACGGAGUAUAAAAUACAGAAACUGGGGCUGAACCAGGUCGGUCUCACAGAUUCUGGUGCCGAGGAUCUCGUCUCCGCUCUCAGUACAAACCCAUCACUGACGGGGCUGAACCUGGAAUCAAACUCUCUGACAGACCGAUCUGCACGCGCUCUCCGCCACCUCAUACUGACCCUCCCGAAUCUGGAGCGGAUCCGUCUGUUCUGGAAUCCGUUCAGUGAGACCGGGGAGGAGGAACUGAAACCUCUGCAGGGAGUCAGACCCGGACUGACAGUGGAUCUGUGAACAUCUGAAUGUGGGGAAUCGGUUCAGUGCGACCGGGAUGGAGGAACUGAGAUCUCUGCAGGAACCCAGACCCGGACUGACAGUGUGGACCGUGUGAACAUCUGAAUGUGGGGAAUCCGUUCAGUGAGACCGGAGAGAAGGAACUGGGAUCUCUGCGGGAAGUCAGACCCGGACUGACAGUGAUCCUGUGAACAUCUGAAUGUGUGAACAUCCCCGCCCGCGGGAUGAGGACAUUUUGGCCGAUUCCCCGCCCUCCCCGUUAUCUCCCACCCUUACCUUUAAUGGCCGCGCGCCUGGUUCAACUCCCAACGUCUUUAACAGAACCGGCUCAGGCCUCGCGCUGUGUGUCGCUCAGAACGGUCCCGCCGUGACGUAUUUCUGCCUGUUGUCCGACGGGGCAGCUUCCGCCGGAUGUGCGUGUUCGAGACUCCCGCGUGAGACCCCGGAAAAUUACCCAGACAGGAAGAGCCCGGGUUCCAGGGCUCAGUCUGGGACACAGCUGUCCCGGGGUGGGAUUAUCCCGGGAGAGAAUCAUUUUGCUCCCUUUGCUGAGGACGGUGCAUUCGGCUGUCUGGCCGAUAUAAUGAUGUUAAAUGGACAAAUCCCUCGGCAGUGACCCUGGAUCUGCAGCGAUCCCGGACACGGCCCUGAAGUGUGAUUUUAUAAUCAUUGCUUCCCCAAUGCAGAGUGACGGUGAGAAACGGGACUGAUUAUUCAACCAGUCACCCGUUGUCGCCGGUCAGUUAAUUGUGUGUGACUGUGAGUGAGCAGGAAGUAGCUUAUUUAUUCACACACGUCAGCAGCUCACACAUUGUUUAAUUUACAUUUGUCAUGAUGAAAUCAAUAAACCGCUGUAACUUCCUGUCCUGGUGCCGGACUCGAGUUUUAUUUGAGGUUUCUGUUGCCCCCCGCACCCUGUGCACUGCAACAGUGGGUCGGAGCUCCUCACACUGACACAGUAGCGUCUCAGCUCCAGGCUGAGGGAGGUCGGACUGGCAGAGUCUGGGCGCCCAGGAUCUCACCUCCAACAAAGCCCCUUCCUGGCUAACUGAUCCCCGCAGACAGAUAAAAUUGAUGAUAAUAUCACACGUGAGACCACUGAGGUCCCGAGUACGAAACUGAUCGGACGUGGAAUACCGGCUUUACACACGGAGUGAAGCUCCCUCCACACCAUUCCAUCACACACACCCGGGUUCAGACACAGAGUGAAUCUCCCUCCACAUCGUUCCAUCACACACACCCGGGUUCAGACAGAGUGAAUCUCCCUCCACACCGUUCCAUCACACACACCCGGGUUCAGACACAGAGUGAAUCUCCCUCCACAUUCUCCCUUCUCACAUUCCCAGGGUCAGACACAGAGUGAAUCUCCCUCCACACCGUUCCAUCACACACACCCGGGUUCAGACACAGAGUGAAUCUCCCUCCACACCGUUCCAUCACACACACCCGCGUUCAGACACAGAGUGAAUUUCCCUCCUCACCGUCCCAUCACACAAUCCCUGGGUCAGACACAGAGUGAAUCUCCCUCCGCACCGUCCCAUCACACACUCCCGGGGUCAGACACAGAGUGAAUCUCCCUCCACACCGUCCCAGCACACGCUUGCAAUGCCAAACGCACCUUUAACAAUACCUUUAACGGCCGCGCGCCGGGGCAGAUUCCCAACGGUUUUAACGGAACCGGCUCGGGCCUCACGCUGUGUGCGUCGCUCGGAGCGGUCCCGCAGUGACGUGUUUCCGCCUGCUGUCCGGCGGGUCAACUUCCGCCGGAAGUGCAUGAUCGAGACUCCCCCACGUGGCGCCCCGGAGAAUGACCCGUCUGCACCAUUCCAUCACUCAAUUAAUCCCACCCUGCAAAAUCUCAUUUCAGGG